This is a messenger RNA of Pyrenophora tritici-repentis Pt-1C-BFP, 3170 nucleotides long. RefSeq names its product Phosphoinositide polyphosphatase (Sac family). The record is from RefSeq and is a predicted model, not a curated record. Gene Ontology annotation, biological process: phosphatidylinositol dephosphorylation. Gene Ontology annotation, cellular component: endoplasmic reticulum. Gene Ontology annotation, molecular function: phosphatidylinositol-4-phosphate phosphatase activity. Lineage: Eukaryota; Fungi; Ascomycota; Dothideomycetes; Pleosporales; Pleosporaceae.
AUGCCAUCCCUUGUUCGUAAGCUGCUCAUCUUUGCAGCUGUCGAUGGUCUCAUAUUGCAGCCAUAUCCGCCCCGCAACCAUGCGCCCACGACGCAGCAGGCCAUCAAGGUCGACUACAAAGGACAAGUUGGCCCGCUAUUGAAGGAUAGGCGCGAGGAAAAUAUUGCGCCAACAUCCGUUGAAGCGCAUGGCAUAAUCGGACUCCUCAAAGUCGCUACUUCUUAUUUCUUGAUUUCGAUAUCCGAUCGCGAGCAGGUCGCGAUAAUACGCGGCAGGCCUAUAUACAAAAUCACCGACGUCGCUCUCAUUCCGCUCUCCUCCCAAGCCGAUGCGGACAAGGCAAUCACGGCCACCCGGGAUCACUUGAGGCGUCGGAACAAGGUACCAGGUCUAGACGAUGACGAAACGGAUAGCGAAAGCGAUGACAACGCGCCCAGUGUGUCAGACUCGAUCGUGGAGGAAUCGCCGCCCGAGAACAACGAGGUCAAGAGUCCCGUGAUCGGCUGGACGGGUAGUCCGCACCCGAAAACAAGUGUCGCAGAGGAUGUCAUGCAGCGCAAAGGUGUCUACGGCAGGUUCGCAGACAAAUGGUUCUCGCGCAAAGGAUGGAGUGCAGACAAUAGACGUCUGCAAGGCUUCAGCUCGGAAGAGAAUCUGGCUGCCAAGAACGCCGCCUCAAUGCCAAAAACAGAAGAGCAGCCCAAGGGUGAGUCAAAGCCAGACGCAAUACCGACCGAGGAUGCGAACGUCCCAGAACCAGUCAGCCCUGAGGCGAUACCAAAGGCGCUCGGCGGGGAGAAGAACACGACGACCAUAGUAUUGCUGCCAAAGAUCUUGCAAACGACUAAAAUGUAUUUCUCCUCUGGUAACUUCUUCUAUUCGUACGACUAUGAUAUCUCACAUGGCAUUGGUCAGCAGCAGUCCACCCCUAGUGUGGCACUUUUCAAGCAAUUCGACCCUUUGUUCUUCUGGAACCAGCACAUCGUUUCGCCUUUUAUCGACGCUGGGCAGCAUAGUUUUGUUCUCCCCAUCAUCCAGGGUUUCGUGGGACAGCGGUCCUUCACUAUCAAGGCCGCGGAUGACAAUUCGAGCAGCCUAGUCGUGGACCCUCAUGCGACUCCAGACGACAUACAAUUACAGUCUUGGCAUGAGAAGCAGCAACAAGAUUCGCAGUCUGACCCAGUAGAAAGUUAUCAAGAUCCCACUGGGGAGGCUUCCCUUGCAAGUGGCAAAGACUUUGUACUGACACUCAUUUCGCGGCGGUCUAUGAAACGCGCCGGACUUCGAUAUCUGCGUCGCGGGACUGAUGACGAGGGCUGCACUGCAAAUACCGUCGAAACGGAGCAGAUUCUGUCGACACCGACGUUCGACACCACGCAAGACAAGAUCUUCUCUUUCACGCAGCUCCGAGGGUCAAUACCAUUAUUCUUCUCACAAUCACCAUACAGUCUUAAGCCUCAGGUCACAACCUGGGGCUCCUUUGAAACAAAUGCUCUAGCCUUCAAACGACAUUUCUAUGAUCUUUCGUCGCGUUACGGGGAUAUCUAUUGCGAUUCGCUGAUUGACAAGCAUGGCACAGAAGCGAAGAUUGGUGAGCUCUAUGAGCAGCAUGCGAAAUCUCUCAAUGAGAAUGGUGGUAUCGAUGGCAAGGGCAAGCAACUUGGGUUCGAGUGGUUCGAUUUCCAUAACGUCUGCCGUGGGAUGCGUUUUGAGAACGUAUCUAAAUUGAUGGAUUCCAUCGAGCCAUUCAUGAAAUCUUCCAGCUGGGUCGAGAUUUCGAACGAUCAAAUACAGCAACGGCAAUCCGGUAUUCUACGAACAAAUUGCAUGGACUGUUUGGAUCGGACCAACGUCGUUCAGUCUGCUUGCGCCAGAACGGCUCUUGAGGCACAGUUGUCAAUCGGCAGCUAUAACAUCGAUCUCCAGAACGACCCUAGUACUUCAUGGUUCAACACGCUUUGGGCUGACAAUGGCGACGCUAUCUCGCGACAAUAUGCUGGCACUGCUGCACUAAAGGGCGACUUCACGCGUACACGAAAACGCCAGAUCACCGGGGCUCUUACCGACUUUGGACUUACAUUGACGAGAUACUACAACAACAUCGUCAACGACUACUUUGCACAAGCUCUUAUUGAUUAUCUCCUUGGUCGCGUGACUGAUACUAUUUUCGCGGAAUUCGAAGCCGACAUGAAAAGCUCGGACUACUUCAUCGAUGUACGCAAGGUGCGCCAACAAGCUAUCGAGCGAUCAGCCGGUAUUGUCAUUGAGGACCACGACGAAGACCUGGUUCAAGGAUGGACCCUCAGCGUACCAACAGCAGCGAACCAGGUCAAAACUACUACCUUUGAAGAGGCUGUUCUUCUCCUCACCGAGAAGGCUUUGUAUUUCUGUCGUCUAGACUGGGGUACGGAGAAGGUACGCGAGUUCGAGCGCAUUCCACUCGAGAACAUACAGGGCCUCAUGCGCGGCACCUACGUCACCUCGACUCUAGCUCAGCGAUACACCGAUACCGACAAGAACAUCGGGCUCAUCAUACAGUACCGAGCCGACACCAAAGGCGAGCUAGUACGACGAAACACACGAGCGCUGGAUUCAGCUUCGAUCAACGGGGAGUCCAGUGAGGAGCCCGCCAAGAAAGACCAAAAGGACGCUGCCGGUCGCUUCCUAGCAUUCAAGGCAUUGCCAUCGCGAAGUAGCGUCCCUUCAUCUCCUGGUGAAACACCAGAGAACGAGGGCGAGGUUGUCAAGUCGGUUUGCGAUGAGAUUGUACGCGUAGCCAAUAAGGCGAGGAAGGGAGGUGUCGACGAGGAUAGAGUAUUGGAGGUCAAGGAGAAGGAUAUUAUUAGCUUAGCAGACGCAAAGAAGACUACAGGGUACCUAGAACAGUUUGAGUAUUCUCUAAAGAAGCUAGUCUGGGGUUAGAGGUGGGUGCUUCGCUAGCGCUUUCAUAGAACGGACGCUUUAUGUAUAUAAUUUGGUUUAUUGUAGAUGGCUCUUGAUCACGUGGAAGCCUGGCGUAUUACCUUUUGUGUAUCUGGAAGGUGGGGCCGGGUAAUUUGGGCAAGCGCGACAGGCGAUGAGGAACAGCCUGUGGUUAUCUACAGACCUCUCUACGUCCUUUCAUUCGACAUAGCUUGUACUUUGCGUCGUCACGCUGCAUGCAGUGCUUU